Molecule: messenger RNA, 537 nt
Organism: Anopheles aquasalis
Lineage: Eukaryota; Metazoa; Arthropoda; Insecta; Diptera; Culicidae
Source: RefSeq, a predicted model, not a curated record
UCCAGUGGUACAGUGUGGUCCGGACAGCGAAAACCUCAACCCAAGCAAGAUGAAAUUUUUCGUCCUCUCUUUUGCGCUUUGCACGCUCUUGGCCGGUAGCUCUGCACAAGUUACCAAGUCGGCUAACAUUGUCAAGAUCCACGAAGCGGUGGGCGCUAUCCUGGGACAAAUGUCCAUCAUUCCCGGUUCCGUCAGACAGGUCAUCGCCGGCACGGACUCGCAGAAUAACAUCAACAAGGCCCUUGCUGCGAUUGCGGCUAUGCAACCACAGUAUAACUACUUCAGCUCGACUUACACUUCGGCGGUAAAACCCGAAUCGCUCCCCACCCUGAACAGCGCCAUCGCGUCAUUCAGAAGUGCCAUAACCGACCUAGAAACGAAUUUGAAGCAGGUACCAGUCGACCCAACAAAGCUGACCUCCAGUCUAUCGACCGUUGAAACGUCGUUUAUGAAACUCGGCAGUAUCGUUUACACGCUGUAAAGAGUGUAUAUUAUCGUACGACAGCAAAAUAAUAAAGGGUCACCAUUUGUAGCCAA